AUGGCAGAGAGACAGGAGGCAGUGGCAGAUCACCAGGAUCAUAGUCCAGAUUUAGCUGUUACUGGUGAACAGGUGCAACAUUUAGAGAAAAGGAACAAUGUAAUGUGUAGGAGUAAUGGUUUGUUGUUGGUUAGGUCUUUGAAUGAUACACAGAUGCGGGUGUUUUAUCAGAUUCGGCAGUGGUGUUUAAACAAGGUCUCAGGGAAACAUCCACCUCCUCUACAUGUUUUCAUUACAGGUGGUGCUGGAACUGGUAAAAGCAAUUUAAUCAAAGCUAUUCAAUACGAGUCAAUUUGGUUGUUAUCACCAUUGUGCAGUCAUCCUGACAAUGUCAGUGUUUUAAUAACUGCACCAACAGGUUUUGCUGCAUAUAAUUUGAAUGCAGCAACAAUUCACCACACAUUCAGUAUUGGAGUAGAUAUACACUUACCGUACACUCCACUGGGUGAGGAAAAAAUCAAUUCUCUUCGUACUAAAUUCAGUGAUCUGCAAAUGUUGAUAAUAGAAGAAAUUUCAAUGGUAAAUCACAAUCUAUUGGCAUAUAUUCACGGUAGAUUAUGUCAAAUGAAACAAAGUGGAAACAUUUGUGUUAUUGCUGUCGGAGAUUUUUACCAGUUACCUCCAGUUAAAGGAAAACCUCUGUAUGUAGAGGAUUUCAAUAUUGACUUGUGGUCUUUGUUUUCAGUUGUACAGUUGACAGAAGUAGUCAGGAAGAAAGACACUGUGUUUGCAGAGUUGUUGAACAGGGUUAGGACUCAUAGAAAAAAGACACCGAUGUUAAAAAGUGAUGUUGAUAUUUUGAAGCAUUGUGAAACUGGUGAAGUCAGCUCAGCUUUACACAUUUAUGCGACAACUCAACAAGUAAAUGAGCACAAUAUUCAGCGGUUGUAUGAUGUGUGUCGUGAUUACGUGACUAUUGAAGCACAGGAUUUUCAAAACAAUGGGAGAACAGGGAAAUUAGAGUUAAUUCAAGGCCAUCAUGCUAAAGCUAAGAAUACUUCUUUGGCUGAGCAGUUGUUGUUAGGUGAGGGUGCACGUGUGAUGUUGUGUCAAAAUGUUGAUGUGAGUGAUGGCCUGGUGAAUGGAGCAUGUGGUGUUAUAACACAGAUAGUACAAUCAGAGGGUGUUAAGUUUCCAAAAAUGGUUUAUGUGAAAUUUGAUGAUGAGAAUGUAGGUGCAGAGAGGAGAAGACAGUCUCCAAGUGUUUCAGCAGAAUUAGUGGGUUCUACAGCUUUUGCUCCAGAGGAGGAGAGAGUGUGUAAGAAAGGCGGCCUGAGACGUCAGUAUCCUCUUAAAUUAGCAUGGGCGUGUACAAUACACAAAGUUCAGGGUAUCACAGUAGAUGAUGUUGUUGUGUGUUUUGAGAGGAUAUUUGCAGGUGGACAGGCAUAUGUUGCUUUAAGUCGAGUCAGGAGUUUGUCAGGUUUGAUCAUUGAACAGUUUGAUGAGGACAAGAUUUAUUGUAUCUCCAUUUUUAGUUGA
Solea solea (common sole) is the source of this 1482-nucleotide messenger RNA. Its product is annotated as ATP-dependent DNA helicase PIF1-like. The record is from RefSeq and is a predicted model, not a curated record. Gene Ontology annotation, biological process: DNA repair; telomere maintenance. Gene Ontology annotation, molecular function: DNA helicase activity. Lineage: Eukaryota; Metazoa; Chordata; Actinopteri; Pleuronectiformes; Soleidae. The transcript has a single exon. The coding region runs from base 1 to 1482 and encodes 493 amino acids.